Heterobasidion irregulare TC 32-1 is the source of this 273-nucleotide messenger RNA. RefSeq lists its product as uncharacterized. Lineage: Eukaryota; Fungi; Basidiomycota; Agaricomycetes; Russulales; Bondarzewiaceae. The coding region runs from base 1 to 273 and encodes 90 amino acids. The record is from RefSeq and is a predicted model, not a curated record. The transcript has a single exon.
AUGAUAGCGCCGUCUUCAGGACAAAGUGCAGUCAUCCAGCUUAAUAUGGGUGAAGGCAAAUCCUGUGUGAUUGUUCCGAUGACGGCAGUUGCUCUAGCGAACGGUCGCUCUCCUGUUCGCGUUGUCGUGUUAAAGUCGCUUGCUAGCCAGAUGUUCCAACUGCUGGUCGAGCGCCUCUGUGGACUCACCAACCGGCGCAUAUUCUACAUGCCUUUCUCACGUAAUGUCAAUGUUGACGACGGCGGCGUGGCACUCACAGUACGCCAGUUUUAA